UGGCUGCGGGGGCGGGCGGUGCUCCGUUCGCUCGGCUCGGCGCUGCUCUUGUCGGCUCGGCGCUGCCGCACGGCGGGGCGCUCCGUUACUCGCGCUGUGCCGGCCACGCGUUCCGUGAGCGGCGGGGCCCGGGGCCGCUCGGAGCCGAGCGGGCGGCGGACGGCGGGGAGGGAAGGCGGCGGCGGAGGGCAGGGAGGCGCCGGACCUGGCGGCGCUGCCGCGCUCGGCUCCCCCAGGCUCCCCCAUGGCCGCGGGCUGCAGGGACGGCCCGGGGCAGGAGAAGUACCGGCUGGUGGUGGUGGGCGGCGGCGGCGUGGGCAAGUCGGCGCUCACCAUCCAGUUCAUCCAGUCCUAUUUUGUUACGGAUUAUGACCCUACGAUCGAAGACUCCUACACCAAACAAUGUGUGAUAGAUGAAAGAGCUGCACGCUUGGACAUUCUGGAUACAGCGGGGCAAGAAGAAUUUGGAGCCAUGCGUGAACAGUACAUGAGGACGGGGGAGGGUUUUCUGCUCGUUUUCUCAGUCACUGAUAGAGGAAGCUUUGAAGAAAUCUAUAAGUUCCAGCGACAAAUUCUUAGAGUGAAAGAUCGUGAUGAGUUUCCUAUGAUUCUAGUUGGUAAUAAAGCAGAUCUGGACCACCAAAGACAGGUGACGCAAGAGGAAGGUCAACAGUUAGCAAGACAACUUAAAGUAACAUACAUGGAAGCCUCAGCAAAGAUCAGAUUGAAUGUAGACCAAGCUUUUCAUGAACUUGUCAGAGUUAUAAGGAAAUUUCAAGAACAAGAGUGCCCUCCUUCACCAGAGCCAACACGGAAAGAGAAAGACAAAAAAGGCUGCCAUUGUGUAAUUUUCUGAGAAUCCCAAGAACCAAGCUGUCAACUGCCAGAUUAUCAUAUAUAUUUUUUUUCUUUCCAUCAUUUUACAUCACUUCUGGUAUUGGUCUAGCCUUAUAUGUGCAUGUCCUAAAAGUGGUCACCAGAAUAGCCUUAGUCCAAGAAGCUGGCAGAAUAGUUCUUGAAGACUCGGUCAUCUUGGGGCAGACUUCACAACAAAACACUAAGGCUGCUUCUUUAAUACCACAGUUCCUUCCUUCUCUCCCUUUAAGAGCUUGCACCUUGUGGAGUUUUAUUCGCAAAGGAGAUGAAACAAAACCGUGUAGGACAAGGUGUUGAAGUCACACUUAAGUUGUCUCUUGUGAAUUAAUUUAUUUUUACUUCUGACGUUUCGUUAGCUAUUACAAAGACCUAUAUUGAAGUACAGAGAAUACUUUUAAAAAAUGUGGGUGGAUUGGCUUUUUUGCCCUCAGUUAAAUUAGACUUGAGUAUUCAGCUAGCCUUAAGAAACCUACACUGAAUUUCAUUGUCAGCAAAAAUUUUCAUCUCUUAUUUAUGCUGCAGUUUUGUUUCAGUGGCCAAAACAGUCUACUGUAUUUAUUUUCUGAAUCCAGAACAGCUACGGGAGGAUUACUGCUACUAUUAGAAUAUGGCCAAAUACCUGAGCUCAUUCUGGAUUGAGGCAUUUCAGCUUCUUAUGAAAUUUCACAUCAUUGUUUUUUUUUGGGGGGGAGGGGAAAAAAUUGUCUUCCUUUGUAUUUCUGGGUAAGGGAUUAAGGAAAACUAAAAUUGUAGCUGUUUUUGUUUCAUGUGAUAUAAAAAUGAAUUUGAUCUUUCCAUUGUCAGAGAUGAUUAAAUGUUUUUGCUAUAUACUUUUAUACAUUAUUUUCUUAUCAAACUAGUUAACAAGUAUUUUUAUAUGUUUGUAAGCAAAUAUGCUUUCACAGCAUAACUUGUGUAUAUGUAAAGAUGAGUAUUUAAUUCUCACAGUUCACUUUUAACUGACAAAAUGUGGGAUUUGCCAAACUGUGGUAAACUUCUCCUUACUCUCCUGGUUAUACCCAAGAACGGCCAAUUAUGUGCCUGCCCAACACACCCAUAGAGUAAAAUCUAGUGUUGUGUUUUAAUCAAUUUCAGUACCCUUUACUAAAGACUGACCAUUAUGUGAAUUAUUAAACUGUAAGACUUUUAACUGAUUGUUUAGUUAAACCGUGGAUGGUUGUUUAAUUUUCAGUUCUGUGGAUUGUGUUUAAACAAUUCAAGAGUAUGUUCCCUGAUAUUGAAAUACUGAGUGGUAUUGCACAGUUGUCACCUUACUGAAUGUGUCCAACAGUUCUUUGAAACUUGAUUAUUAAGCAAACCCUUGUAUAACUUCAGGUGCUAGAAUUAAAGAUGAUCUAACCAUUAUCAGGGGGUAA
Coturnix japonica (Japanese quail) is the source of this 2252-nucleotide messenger RNA. It is a transcript of the gene RRAS2, whose product is annotated as RAS related 2. NCBI's taxonomy places the organism in Eukaryota, Metazoa, Chordata, Aves, Galliformes, Phasianidae. Gene Ontology annotation, cellular component: membrane. Gene Ontology annotation, biological process: signal transduction. The record is from RefSeq and is a predicted model, not a curated record. Gene Ontology annotation, molecular function: GTPase activity; GTP binding.